This is a messenger RNA of Hermetia illucens (black soldier fly), 6281 nucleotides long. Its product is annotated as nascent polypeptide-associated complex subunit alpha, muscle-specific form. Lineage: Eukaryota; Metazoa; Arthropoda; Insecta; Diptera; Stratiomyidae. Bases 715 to 5214 code for a protein of 1499 amino acids. The record is from RefSeq and is a predicted model, not a curated record. The transcript has 6 exons.
AUAUUAGAUAAAGCUUUUGUCUCCGCUGUGGCAACUUGACGGUUUGUUCUUAGUGUGGUGAUGGUUUUGACAUUCGUGAAUAUUCAAAAAAGUGGAAUUAACCGGGUACUAUGUCAAAAUCAAAAAUAAAACCUGUGUCCCCAAUAAAAAAUAAACGAAAUGUAAAAAAAUGUGAUUAAGACAUCAACAUCGAGUGGAAAAGUUAAAUAUUACCUCAUGCUCUGAGUAUUCUGAGUGUAGUAAUUUACGUCAAUCCGAUAUUUUUAAUUAUCGUUUUUCGGGUAUUUAUUACUUGAUAUGAAAUAAUAAGCCAAUGAUGCCAAAGUACCAGCUUAUGAGUGAUAAAGCAUAAUAAACAAAAACAAUAUCCGAAGUGAUUCCUAUCAUAAUCGGCUAGUGCUGUUUGGAUCUACAAUUUAUUUGUGAAUGCAUUAUCUAUGUACAUAACUGCAGGACGGAUGUUCACCAAAAACACAACUUGCUUUCUUCAUUUCGUAUUCCUCAAAUAACAGGUUUCUAGGAGAAGAAUUUGUUGCUACCAAAAUUAGAAGGUCGCUUACACCAUUCCCGAUAAAUACAAUAUAUCAUUAGUCAACCAAUUUACCAAAGAACGCAUUGCGUCUGAACGCACAAACCCCGACUCCUUGAUCACGAACUGAAGAACACAGAAUUGAAAACUAUUAAAAACAUUUAGAGAAAACAUAAAAAAUUAGUAUGAAUGGAUUCAAUACGCUUAAUCGUUUGCUGGGGAAGAAGAACAAAAGUCAAACAAUAUCAAAAUCAACAUCCAACCUGAGCAACAGUAACAGUAUAUCAGCACGACCCCUAUCACAUUAUGAUACCUCAGCUGCACCAUUAUCUAGUCAAUUGGAAACAGCAAAUUCAAUCGCACCCCUUUCGAAUGUCCCAUUCGAGCAAACGUUUCGUAUUACCGUUCACCUGCCCAAAGGUCAACUCUUUGUGGCUCGUCUGGGAGCCAAAACAGAGUUGGAGAAGCUUCUCUUGCUAGUUUGUGAGCAUAAGCAAUUAGAUGCAUCGAAAUAUGAGCUGCGACAUCCAGGCAACAACAGUCAAGUCUUCGGCCUGGAUCAAACGGUUGGUGCGGUGGGACUUAGUGAAAUUCGUCUUUGCCACAAAUCGGAAUCAUAUGAUAAUUUCAAUGCAGCGGAAAUUUUGACGCUGCGAAACACAGCUGGUCGCAACUCGCUCUCUUCUUCGGAGCUAAGUAGUCGAAAUUCCAAGCAUACCUUGAAAACAGCUAGUCCGUACAGUUCGACCAAUUCUCUGACCUCGUCAGAUUCUGCCGGGAUGAGCAACUACUCUGGACAACUAGGAUAUGCACACCCACCCCCGUCUCUACAAUCGUUCACACAGCAAAAGCCACCGGUGGCUCCCGUACGAAAAAAGCGUGCGGCACCUCGACCACCCAGCCAGAAUUCAGUGACUCUUUCGAAUGGAAAUGGAGACGUACAGCCUCAACAACAACAGGACCAACAGAAAUCAUCGACACUCGAGGUGAAGCAGCCUUCUCUGGCACGAAAGGAAUUCCACGUAUCUACUCCAAAUCUGACGCAGUGUUCGGAAAUGAGCCUUUUAAGAACUGCAGAUUUCCACAAGAGCAACGUUUCGGUGGAUUGUAACGGCAACAGCAGGAACAGCCGGGAUAAUAACAGUGUCGUAAAUGGCUCUUCUGACGGGAAUAUUCGUUGUAAUGGAUCUGGUGAUGAUAGAAGCCCAUCGACUCUGAAUCCAUCCCUUUCCGGCAGUCUGAGGCCAGCGUCGAUGAGUGUGUUAAAUAAUGAAAUUCUUUAUCAGGAAAAGGAACUCAACGGAAACCGGGAGUUUACUGUAAAUGGCAGCAUUUCAGAUCUAUCGCCUAGAAAUAAGCUUCCUGAGCCAGCACCUAGGAAGCGUAUAAUAACAACUAAAAAGAAAGCUCCAGCACCACCGCCCAGAAAUUUGCAACCUGUAGCAACACCAAGGUUUAGUGGUACAUCUAAUAAUACUCCUGCAGUGAUAAUUGAAGUUUCUCAAGAAAAUUCAGCAACUGCAAGUGUACCAGAAGAAAUUAGCCAAAGUACCGAUCGGAAGCCUUCUGAAGUAAAAGCUGCAGAAUCUACAGAAAGUAAUGCAGAAGAAACAACAACAUUGGUAUCGCCGGCAUCGACGAAUUCACAACUUCCUUCGUCUCCAUCUCAAUCCACUACCGCGUCUCUUCAAUACACCACCUCACCUCCUCAAACACCUAUGACACCCCCGCCACUUCCACAAACUGCGCCACCACCAAUUUCACCUCUUCAUCCAUCUACACCACCUCCUCAGGACGAUGUAAAAACAAUUGAGAACACUGAAAUAAUAGCAAACGCAAGUGCGCAGGUGCAGAAGGCCGAGGAAUCAAACCCCAAAAGUGUAACAAAUAAAAAUAAGUCUAUAGAAGAGCUACCAAUAAAACUAACAAAUGGCGAUGCACAGCCACAAACCCCCGAAUUUGUUACACCCCCCUCCACACCAGCUACGCCAACUACGCACAAUCAACUCGAAGCGAAGUUAUCUUCGGGAACGAGCUCAGACGAUGAUGAUCAAGUGAAAGUUUAUAAUAUAAAACUAGGAAAAACCAUUGUCCAGCCAAUAGCUACCUACGAAGCAAACGGUGAUAAUGCAGAGAAGCGAAUUACACAACAAUCAAUCACACCACCACCCAGAUCACCAAAACCUCUGAAAAUCCAAGCAGACUCGUUUUCAGGCCCUGAGAGCACAAUUAGUCCGACCAGUCCCCAGCGAGCCGAAUCACCUGAUUGGUCGUAUACUAUUCCAGCUCCACCCACAUUUGCUGAUAAUGAAACCGUCGCCGCUACUUGUGGCGGAUCUGAUCGCUUCAGCCCACUGAAUGGAUCUGAACUGUCCGACCGCGACGAUAGUAUUACGGCCACAAUCGACUCUCACAACGAAACUGCUAUUACAUCAGAUAUAGAAGAUGGAUAUCGAGGAGGCAAGAAGACGCAAGCUGCGAUUGAUGUUUCAUCUAGUUUCAGUUCCAGUCUGACUCAGGAAAAAACUGAAUUAUCGGGAGUUAAAGAGCAACCAGAAGUUACAAUUUCCGUGUAUGGCCGCCCGAAAAGCGUCAGUCCACCAAGAAGUCCACUGGAGAGUAAAGCCGAAGUCAUUACGCAACUCAAUGCCGUCAUUAAUAACGAGAACAGUGUGGAUUUCGGUGGCAUAGUGAAGCGAAGUGUAGACCAUGCAGACGACGUGAAAAUUCAAUCAGCAAAACCUUCAGAACUAAGCAACUUCACAAUACAAUCAUAUAACAAACCUGUUUCGUCCGAACUUGAUAAAACCAUUGACGCAAAAACGAAAACAAGCGAGGAAUUCAGCGCAGAAGUCGAUGAUGCGAGCAAAAAUGAUAGCAAUGAACAUAGUUCUUACAUUAAGUCAGCAAAAAGGCCUAGUUUGACCUUAAGCAAUAGUGUUGCGGGUCAACUGUCACGACAGCGAGGCGCCCUUGUUACAAGGUCCGAUUCCUUCCAUUCCACUCGAGCAGAAAUUCACAUAGAACCCGCACAACUUUCGCAGUCACGGAGUACAUCUCAUGUAUCAUUAGAUACUAUCCAGAAGCAAUCCAAUUUAAAUGAUCGUUUUACUGAUACCAAUCGAAGGAAGUCGUCCAGUGAACUAAGCAUUGGAGAAACACCAAGUUUACAAAGUUUAAUAGUGAUGAAAUGCAUACUAAAUUCACGAAAAAAUAGUCUUACCAAUGGCAUUGCAAUUUCUGGAGCAGAACUUCAAUCACCAGAGCCCCUCGACCCAAUCCCUGCAACCCCAACGACUCCAGCCCCUGCAGAAAUUGUUGAAACCGUCAACACUGUCUAUAGUCGACCUUCCCUGAAAGACUUUGUGUCUGUGACAGAAGAAAAGACGGCAGGGGUGGAAUCACUUGAAAGUAAGGAAUGUCGAAAUAUGUCUCUAAUAGAAAACAUAUCAAAGCAAUCGGCUCCGAAGGAUCUAUUUUCUAUAGGAAGAAGUCAGAACGCUUCUACCCCCGUCAAUAUGUCUGAUUGUGAUAGUUCUAAGGAAAAUUCACCAAAGAAUAAAGUUAUAAGUCAAUUAAACAGGGAGACAAAGCCACUCCCCCCAACUCGAGAACCUGCAGAGAAAAUUUAUCGAUACCAAGGUCCACCCAGCAUUAACUUGUCUACAUGGAGUGAACGGCCCAAAUCUCAAGUAGCUAUAAAAAGUGACAAUGAUUAUAAAUUCGGUGUUGGAACCGCUGACGCCCGACUUUCAUUCAAUAGCAGUGAAAGCAAAUCAGAAGCACAAAACCGCGAAGUGCCAAAAGCUCCGGCCAGAAUUCCUUUUGUGCGGAGUGUCGAAUAUAAAAAGGCACAAUCAGUAAUCGACUCAUCCAAACCGGAACCCAUAGAGCGUAAGUCGGUGGAUGAGGGUAUAGCCGUUCCCGUCCAUAAAAAUGCUGCUCGGCCUUUAAGUGUGAGUAAUCAUCUGAUAUUAGGACGCAUGAUGCCAAAAGUUGGCAACAAAAAUUUGAUGCCAGUCGUUAAGGGUUUCACCAGCUUAGACAUAACUCAAAGCGAUUCAACUGCUACCGAAACAUCAAAAGACCAUCAAAAUCAAGAUGUUGUUCUCCGAAAUCCAGCGACGAUAGUCCGCAGUAACUCGGCAGUUUCCACGAGUAUCCUCCGAUUAUCCACAGGGAGUUCAAAUCUACAAAAAGUUGCAAUAAACAUAGAAAACAAAGAUCCUUCUCCUUCGCCAAACCAACCAGCAACGGCCCCUCUAUUUUCACAAAUCUCACUUCGAAAGACGGGCUUAAAGGAGAAAAUCCUUGCAAGUAAUGAUGUUGUAGAUUCAGCUCGAAAGCCAAGAUCAGCAUGUUCCCUCCCUGAUCAACAACAAAGCUGUGCCAAAUUAGAAAUGAAAUUAACGACGACGACAACUAUUCCAUCGAACAUGAGUGUGAACUUCACCCCAACGACCCCUACAUUCCCAAACCCCUCUGCUAACGGUUCAGCCCCAAACUCCUUGAAUCGAUCGUCUGUGACGGUCCUUUCUGAAAUUCCACCCCCACCUCCACCAAUUAUCAGAUCCGUUGUCACAAAGCAAAACUCGUUGGGUAAGUCGGCCUGCAUUCCGGAUGCUCGUGAUCAACUUUUGAGUGCUAUACGAAAUUUUAACAAGGAUACGCUGAAUCGCAGUUAAAGCUGGCAUUGGAAAUAGGUUGUAAGAUGAUCACGUUAUGGAAAUUGCUUUACUAGUUUGUAUAUAGCCAGACAUUGGUCGGAGCAGGAGUGUUUGUAUUGUGGAAAACUGGUGGGAAAUGGACGAUCCAUUUGUUGUAAAAAGUAAUUUAAGGAAGGGGGGCUGGUUUUGUUAUACGAUAUUUCUUCGAUAUUCGCUAUUAUUCGCAAUUACAAUCAUUUAUUUCAAACAAAUCGGUUCGUCCAUUUUUCCAGUGUGCUUUCUCCCAUUUCGUGGAUUCAUUCAAAGUAAGCAAUGCCGGUUAAUGUCACAAAUGCAAAUAGCAAAACAAGGGUGAUGUGUCUAUUAUAUACGAGCACCGGAAAAAGAUUUAAAAAAAGACUAAGUGUUAAUUAUUAAAAGUACAUAAUCACGAAAUCAGGACUAGAUUUAGUGUUCGCAAUGAAUCCUGUUUCGUCCUACUUAAACCAAACUCAACAUUUUCACUCAGCCUCUCAACAAUGAACCCUCACGUUUCAAACCUCAUUUAUUAGAGAAAGUCCGAUAUCGAAAAUCAACGAAAUAGUCUGAUAUCAAAGCAAUAUACACAUAACAAUAUUAUAAUACCUUAAAAUUCCGAUAAAAUAGUUGUAUCCUUCCUUUCUUGUUUAUUUUUUCCAAAUAAGAUUUAAGUUGAAGAAAAAUACUAAACAGAAAUGCACACAAAACACCUGACAACUAUAAUAUCUUUCGAAACGUUAAAAUUGAGGUAAAUCGAUUUAGUGCACCCACGCAUAUAAGCACAUAAACACACACACGAUAAAAAGUACAUGUAAAAUUAACGAAAAAUCUAAAAACACUUAUUGUAAAGGAGCGCACGAAAGUGAAGUCAUUUUAUUUAUAAUGUAACAAUGAUGAUGAAUAUAACUUCGUUUUAGUAUACACUAUCAAAUCAUGGUUAUCUAUUGUUUUUAGUCUCUUAUGUACGCUCUUCCCAGUUCCAAAUCUGGAAGAGAAAUUGUUUUUUUAUUUCUGUUUUCUUCUAUGUAUCUGUAAUUUAACCAAUAAAAAUAAUGUAUUUAAUAAAA